AUUUUCUUAAUAAUUAAAUAAAAUGACGUUUUUCUUUCUUUUCCACUCCCUCCCACCUUUUUUUUUCUCUAUAAAUUAACCCUUCAAUCCCCUCUAUUACUUCCUCUUCUCCUCUUUCCCACUCCCACCUCUUGUUUUACUAAUCACACCUCUAUAUUUCCUCUAUUUUGUUCUGUUUUUUUUUCUUCUUUUUCUCCACAUGAUAUUUUCUUAAUUAAUUUGAAUAUUGAUGCUGAACAUUUUCAUAUUGUUCAUGCUUCACAUUCAUGUCUCCAGUUCUUAGUGAAAUCCUUCGUUCCGGAUUUAUCACUGAUUCUUCUCUAAGACGUAGGACUCACUUAGUUCAAUCUUUCUCUUGCUUUUUUCUCUAUUGGUUCUACGUUUUUUCAUAAUUAUAUAAAAUAGUUCUCAUUUUAUAACAUAGUUAUAAAUAUUUAGCUAUAUUAAUUAAACCAAAAAAAAAAAAAGCUAAGAUUUCCAACUUUUAAUUUUUAUUUUUAUUUUGUCUUUGUUUUGGAAUUAUUAAAAAAAAAUUGUUAAUAUUUUUAUCCUAUGAUGGCUACAUCUAGUGGAAACUCUAGUGUGUCAACAAAAUCUCAAAGCUAUGGAUCUGAGGAAGAUUUGCAAGUUCUUAUGGAUCAAAGAAAGAGGAAGAGAAAGCAAUCGAACCGCGAAUCGGCAAGACGAUCAAGGAUGAGGAAGCAGAAACACAUGGAUGAUUUAAUGGUUGAGGUGGAAAGACUAAGAAAUGAAAACAAUGAAAUCAUGACAAGGAUGAACAUGACAACACAACACUACCUUAAAAUUGAGGCAGAGAAUUGUGUUCUAAGUGCACAAAUGGUUGAACUUAAUCAAAGGUUACAAUCAUUGAAUGAUAUCAUCAACAUCAUCAACACACCUACUACUAUUACUAAUGGAGUUAAUUAUCAAAAUAAUGAUUGUUUUUUAACAAUUUCAGAUAAUUGCUUCAUGAAUCAAAUGAAUAUGUCUUAUCUUAAUCAACAACCAAUUAUGGCCUCAGCAGACAUGUUUAUGUGGUGAAUUAUUGUACCUCAAAAAAAGGAAAAAAGAAAGUUAAAGUCCAAGGUUGUUUUGUUGAAGUUGUUUCAUGCAUGUGGUGGAAUUAUUGAGUGAGGGUUAAUAUAUUAGUGACUAGGGUGAGACUAUAUUUAUUAAGAUAGAUUUUAUUAAGAUUAUAUUAGAUUGGUAGAACUUAAUAUUAAUUAGUAACUAUUAAGUUGUGUUCAAGGUUGUUUCUGUUGAUAGGUUGCUUUAGUAGUACUCAACAUUGUCCAAUAUUUUGAAGGAAAAAAAAAAAGAUGUUGUGUACUGUAAGUGCUUUUCAUGCUUGUAUGUUGUGAGUGUGCUUUAAUAUAUAUUAAAAUAUUAAUGGCUCUUUUUCUUACCAAUAAAA
This is a messenger RNA of Trifolium pratense (red clover), 1414 nucleotides long. RefSeq names its product bZIP transcription factor 11-like. Gene Ontology annotation, molecular function: transcription cis-regulatory region binding; DNA-binding transcription factor activity. The coding region runs from base 553 to 1041 and encodes 162 amino acids. The transcript has a single exon. Gene Ontology annotation, biological process: positive regulation of DNA-templated transcription. The record is from RefSeq and is a predicted model, not a curated record. NCBI's taxonomy places the organism in Eukaryota, Viridiplantae, Streptophyta, Magnoliopsida, Fabales, Fabaceae. Gene Ontology annotation, cellular component: nucleus.